Molecule: messenger RNA, 1434 nt
Organism: Exophiala dermatitidis NIH/UT8656
Lineage: Eukaryota; Fungi; Ascomycota; Eurotiomycetes; Chaetothyriales; Herpotrichiellaceae
Product: L-lactate dehydrogenase (cytochrome)
Exons: 2
Coding region: 1-1434 (477 amino acids)
Molecular function (GO): oxidoreductase activity
Source: RefSeq, a predicted model, not a curated record
AUGAGCGUCCGAGAGAUCUCGGCCGAAGAAAUCGGCAGACACAACCGGGACGACGAUGCGUGGAUCAUUCUGAACGGCGACGUCUGGGACAUCAGCGGAUUCGCGGACAAACACCCCGGAGGCCGCGAGGCCGUCGAGGAGUUCUUUGGUCGGGAUGGAAGUGUCAUCUACAACCAGCUGCACAGCCCGAGGCUGGCGGAGAAGUUUCUAGGGUUGGAAAAGAAGGUGGGAGUGCUGGAACAGAAAGCAACAGACAAGACUGCCAGGGCCGCCGCAGAGCAAGAAGCCAGCGACGAGGAGUCUCGACCAGAACUCGAAUCAAUCGUCAGCAUCCACGAGUUCGAGCAGAUAGCGCCCAAGGCCCUACGGCCCAAAUCGUGGGCGUACAUCGACGGCGCGACGGAAGAUGGACUCACGAAAGCCGCCAACGCAGACUGGUAUCGACGCAUCUGGUUCCGACCACGGGUGCUGACGGGCGUGGGCGAAGCCGACACCAGCACGACCAUCUACGGGAGAAAAUGGGCGUCGCCCAUCCUCAACAGUCCGACGUCGUCGGCGAUGCUGGCGCAUCCAGACGGAGAACUGGCGUUGGCAAGGGCCUUCUCGUCCUGCGGGAACCCAAUCAUCAUCCCCACCAUGUCGUCUUACCCUCUGCAAGACAUUGUCGCCGCUCUCCCCAAAGACCACCCGUUCUUUUUCCAGCUCUAUGUCCAUCGCGACCGAAACGAAAUGGAGAAACUCCUGGACGAGGUUGUUGCCUUGAAACCUCAGGGGAUCUUGGUCACCGUCGAUCUGCCCGUCAUGUCGAAGCGCGAAAGCUAUGCCAAAUAUCUCGCUCAGGAGCGUCUAACCAAGAAGAAGCUGACCCAUAUCCACAUGUCCGAGAAAGCCACCGUCGUCACCAUCGACCCGAAACUCAACUGGAACGACAUCAGGUACAUCAAGGACCGGACGGGGCUGCCUACUUUUGUCAAGGGCGUCCAGUGUGCCGCCGACGCGAGAAGGGCGUAUGAACUCGGCUGUGCUGGCAUCUAUAUCUCCAACCAUGGCGGCAGAGCGCUCGACACAGCACCGCCGCCGAUUUUGACCUUGCUUGAAAUCCAGGCUAAUUGCCCAGAGAUCCUGGAUCAUAUGCACGUCUUUGUCGAUGGAGGGAUUCGUCGAGGUUCAGACAUCCUCAAGGCCAUCUGUCUCGGCGCCUCGGCCGUUUGCCUCGGGCGGCCAGUGCUGUAUUCCUUGACGUACGGGGAACAAGGGGUCAAACACGCCAUUGAAAUUCUCCAAGCCGAGCUCGACAACGCCAUGCAACUCAAUGGCAUUACGAGUCUAGAUCAGGCUCACCCGGGUCUGUUAAACACGACCGAGCUGGAUCAGUAUAUCUACCGUGGCGAUCAUCAUCCCUGGGCCCGGAAGCCGCAGCGGUCCAAGUUAUGA